Heterobilharzia americana is the source of this 885-nucleotide messenger RNA. The record is from the annotation of a GenBank genome assembly. Lineage: Eukaryota; Metazoa; Platyhelminthes; Trematoda; Strigeidida; Schistosomatidae.
AUGGCUGGAUUGAAGUGGCUAUGUUGUAUAUUUACUGGUGGUAUUAACAUAGUUCAUUGUCUGUUUUCACCUGUGGUCCGUAGUACUAUUCUAAAGAGCAUAGUGACACGUCUUUUGCUGGCAUUAUUUACAAUCUACCUUCUGGUUUUUGAGCUUUAUUUGGUACUACCUUCGUUGUUUGAUGGUCAGAAAUGUCUCGUAUCUUUCAUUUUGCUGCUUAUUUUCGUCUGUUUCUAUGUCAGUGUUGUCAAAUGCAUUUCAGUAGACCCAAGUAUUCGUGGUCUCUUGCUUUCAUCAAAGUCCAGACCUGAUUGGACUUAUUGUGUUACAUGCCAGACUCUGCGCCCACCUCGUGCUCACCACUGUUUUGACUGUGCUACGUGUGUUCUUCGGCGUGAUCACCAUUGCACAAUCAUAGCUCAGUGUAUUGGUCAUGCGAAUUGGCGGUAUUUUUGCAAUACCAUAUUCUAUGGGAUGUUGGGAUGUGCAUUUAUGACUUAUUACAAUAUGCUGCUGAUAUUUCAAUCAGAGAUUUUCCCUAGCACUUGGUCAUUGCAUUAUCGUCUUGUAUGCAUGGUAGCACCACCGGGUUUUAUGUGGCUAACUGGUUAUCUAACUGCUCUACAAAGUAUUAUAUUUUUAACUACAAGUCUAACCUUUUUAACUGCUUGUCUUCUAUUUGUCUUCAUUAUCUAUCAAUUCAACUUGAUGUUAUCUAAUCAAACAAUGUUUGAGCGCGCAUUUAAAUCAUUCAGUCGUCAAUAUCAGUAUACUAACAGUUCUGGCGUUUGCAAUAAAACUAUGCGAACAUGUCUACAAACUAAAGGUGAUACGGACAUAAAACAACAACAGCUGCCACUGUCUAUCAACAACAUCAACCAGUGA